This is a messenger RNA of Drosophila rhopaloa, 437 nucleotides long. It is a transcript of the gene Tfb5, whose product is annotated as general transcription factor IIH subunit 5. Gene Ontology annotation, cellular component: transcription factor TFIIH holo complex; transcription factor TFIIH core complex. Lineage: Eukaryota; Metazoa; Arthropoda; Insecta; Diptera; Drosophilidae. Gene Ontology annotation, biological process: transcription by RNA polymerase II; nucleotide-excision repair; transcription initiation at RNA polymerase II promoter. The coding region runs from base 91 to 312 and encodes 73 amino acids. The transcript has 2 exons. The record is from RefSeq and is a predicted model, not a curated record.
UCAGGUGUUUGCGUUUCGCAGUGAGUGUUAGCAUGCAGGUCUGAUAAAUUUGCAAUUGUUUAUUUAUUUCGCCAAACAAAUGCUUGCAACAUGGUAAAUGUUAUGAAAGGAGUGCUGGUGGAGUGUGAUCCUGCUAUGAAACAAUUCCUGCUCCAUUUGGAUGAAAAGCUAGCUCUGGGUCGCAAAUUCAUCAUCCAGGAUCUGGACGAGAAUCAUUUGUUUAUCUCCACGGACAUUGUGGAAGUGCUUCAGGCGCGAGUCGAUGAUUUAAUGGAUCGGAUUAGCUUUCCGCUGCACGACAAGGACGCUUAAACAACUGCCUAAUCAAACAAACUUACCCGCAACAACUAAAAACCAAAACAACCAUGACGGGUCGCGAAUCAAAUCGCAUUAAGGACGCUGAAAAAAAGCGUGUUCUCGAUGUGACCGCCCGCCAG